AUGUCCAACAGAAUAGACACAGAGAAUAUACACCCUGCACUCUCUCACGAUGAGUCAGAAGACGCGCAUUUUAAGGCAGAAGAGCAAGAAGAAGAGGCAGAGGAAACAACCAGGCUCUCAGCGACUGAAGCCACAUACAAUGACUAUCUUCUGCAGAAGAUAACCGAAAUGUUCAACAAAGAAGAGAAGGAAGCCUUCAUGAUAGCAUCCGACCAGAAAAGGCCUGUAACCAUCAGAACAAACACGCUUUUUGACAAAAGACAGCCAAUUCUGCAGAAACUGGCCAACAGAGGAGUAAACAUAGAGGGAAUCGAGUGGAACAAUUGCUCUGCAGUGGUUUACAACAGCGAUGUGCCAAUUGGUGCAACUCCAGAGUAUCUUGCAGGGCUGUACAUCCUGCAGUCGCCGUCCUCUGUGCUUCCUGUCUUAGCGCUAGACCCGCAGGAAAACGAAACAGUUGUGGACAUGUGUGCAGCACCUGGCGGAAAAACAACACACAUUGCUGCCCUGAUGAACAACACAGGGACAAUCUAUGCAAACGACGUAUCCGAGGAGAGAGCUAUUUCACUCGCUGCAAAUAUCCAGAGAAUGGGAGUAUCAAAUACAAUUGUGAGCGUGAUGGGAGGCAGAGGGCUGCCAUUUACCAACGUAAACAGAGUUCUACUAGACGCCCCUUGCUCUGGGACAGGAGUGCUAUCUAAGGACCCAGCAGCAAAAAGAAACAAAGACGAAAAAGUCAUCAAACAGCUGCAGUACAAACAGAUGGCUCUGAUUCUCAAGGCGUUUGACAUGCUUGACCCAAGGACUCCGGAGACUUCCAUUUUAGUGUACUCCACGUGUUCGAUUCUUGUUGAAGAGAAUGAGUACAUUGUCGACCAUCUUCUCAAAAAAAGAAAGAAUGCGCGGGUGAUCGAUGCAGGCCUGCCCAUCGGAAAAGAAGGGUACAAAUCGUACAGAGGAUGGACAUUCCAUCCGUCCCUCAAGAACACCCGAAGACUCUACCCGCACGUACACAACACGGACGGGUUCUUUGUUGCAAAGAUAAGAAAGAUAGGGUACAGCCCGGAGGAGAUAGAAGAGAAAAAAGCAGAAAAGAUCAAAAGCAGAGAUAUCAAUAAAAAGGCAAAAUUAGAAAAGGAGAAGCCAGCAGAGAAGAAAAGCACAGAGCCCAUCGUAAGAAAGAAGAAACAGAAGGACUCGCAGAAAAAAGCAUUCGCUGAAAGAAAAAAGAAGAGAGCAGAGAAGGCCCAGGCAAAAGAAUAA
Messenger RNA from Nematocida minor, 1263 nucleotides. Its product is annotated as 25S rRNA (cytosine2870-C5)-methyltransferase. Gene Ontology annotation, cellular component: nucleolus. Gene Ontology annotation, biological process: maturation of LSU-rRNA; rRNA base methylation. The record is from RefSeq and is a predicted model, not a curated record. Bases 1 to 1263 code for a protein of 420 amino acids. The transcript has a single exon. NCBI's taxonomy places the organism in Eukaryota, Fungi, Microsporidia. Gene Ontology annotation, molecular function: rRNA (cytosine-C5-)-methyltransferase activity; RNA binding.